Myiozetetes cayanensis is the source of this 5916-nucleotide messenger RNA. RefSeq names its product inositol polyphosphate-5-phosphatase K (gene INPP5K). The record is from RefSeq and is a predicted model, not a curated record. The transcript has 13 exons. Gene Ontology annotation, molecular function: inositol bisphosphate phosphatase activity; phosphatidylinositol-4,5-bisphosphate 5-phosphatase activity; phosphatidylinositol-3,4,5-trisphosphate 5-phosphatase activity. Bases 1867 to 3534 code for a protein of 555 amino acids. Gene Ontology annotation, cellular component: endoplasmic reticulum; ruffle; cytoplasm. NCBI's taxonomy places the organism in Eukaryota, Metazoa, Chordata, Aves, Passeriformes, Tyrannidae. Gene Ontology annotation, biological process: negative regulation of phosphatidylinositol 3-kinase/protein kinase B signal transduction; phosphatidylinositol dephosphorylation; negative regulation of insulin receptor signaling pathway.
AUUAGCCGAGAAUUAGCGAAACUUGUGUUUGGGCUUAUUAGCCGGGGGGGAGUUACACGAAUUGGCGGCGUUGCGUAGUCAUAUGAAAGAGAGGAGAAAAGCUGAUUUUGUGGUUUGGGAGGCUUAGGGGGCAUUGCUGUUCCCUGGGGCUGCCCAGAGCCCCUCUGUGUGUAAUGAGGGCACGGCAUCUGCGCUACAUUAUAGACAAUGUCUGUAACGCACCCGCUGCCUCGAACUUGUCGCUUUUGUGAGGAAGAAGGAGCUUGAGUCGAUCUUUGGCAUCUGCUUUUACGGUGUUUGUAUGCUGUGUUUUCCCUCUGUCGAUAAGUGCUGUCCUGUGGGCUCGGUUCGCUUCAGAAACCUGCUUAGAGGGUAGUUGGGUGACUGUGACACGAAAAUUAAAAAAACCCAAACCAACAAACACUAGCAUUUGUUCAAAGAUCCUAAAAAUCAUCUGAAAGUGGUAUUAUAAAAUUCUGACCCUAAAAAAUUCUCGGCUGUUGAAUCAUUUGAGGAGUCGGUGGCACUUAAAUUUCAGGAUGUUGCUUGUAUUUAGGAAGCGUUUGGAGAAAGUGCACUGAGACUUUGCUCCAGUGGGACUGGGAGCUUCCAGGAUGGUGUCACAGACUCACAGGGUGGUUUGGCUCGGAAAGACCCUUAAGAUCAUGUCCCUGCCACGAGCAGAAUCCUCCCUUUGGUACAAGCUGUGCUUGUGGCAUCAGGUGGAAAUGGGCAUCACCCAGAUCCCCACUCCUGACUGUGGGCAGUGCUUGCAUGGCCCCGCAGGGAAACUGCAUAAUUAAGGAUGUUCUUAAAAAUUUUACAAGUGUUUUUGGUGCAAAUUCUGCCCCUGCAUUCUGUGUUCUUAUCAGUGCUGUGGUCACUGGGCACUUUGAAGAAUUGAAUUUCUGUCAGUAAUGACUGAUGGCUUCAAUAUUAUUUCAGUUUUGUUUAAUCAGGUAAUUGUCUUACAAAAUUAGUAACUGGAGAGCGUUCCCAAGUGAUUCUCUGAUGGCAGAAUUAGGUCUGCAGUGUACCUACAUUUUUUUUCCCCCAUAAAUUCAUUUUAGAAUAGCUUUUGACUGACUUCAGCAUAGUCUUACAAAGAGUAAAAGGGUGAAGGAAAUUAUGGAUCAUUUUAGUGUGAUAUGCAAGGUCACUUCCCAGCUCUUCCACAAACAUUGUAUGUCACCUUGAGCAGAUUGGGGGAUAAAAAUACGGCCUUAAUAAUGGAUGUAUUGGUGGAAUUCACUACUUAAUUAUCAAUGUUUAUAAGGUCCUCAUAGGCCUUUAAGAUGGAUGGAAAAUUAACAUUUAUAAUAUUUUUAAGCCAGUCUGACACGUAGCAAGACUGACGUAUGAGUGAAUCUCUUUUUAUAAGCUCUGACAUUGAAAUUACCCCCUUGUAAAGAAACAACAGGUGAGUUCUGUGACCUGCAAAUGUUCCUGACAGCGCUCAGGAGGAGCAGGAACUUCGCUUGGUUUUGGUCAGAAGUUUGUAUGUUUGGGAGCUGGGGAUUAUAUUUCCUCUUGCCUACAGACAGGCACAUGAUCGAUUCAAAUCAACAAUAAAUUCUUUUAAAUCUCGAGCUUAUAUAAUUAAACCACAUUAAAUCUAUUAUGAAGAAACAAUUCCCUGUGUGUGGUGGGACGUGAUUGCAGCUUUUGUAACAGCCCAGUGAGUGCGGUGGCAAGGCCAGAGGGUUUUUUUUUUUCCCGGUCGCUGCACCUCCAUUUGUCCCUUUGUGUUAGAAGCAAUGCUGAAUUCCACUCGACCUGGGAGACCCUGAUCCACCUCGUUUUUUUUUCACACGCUUGGGACCUGAAUGGGCCAGUCCUUCCGAGGGCAGGUUUGAUUUUGAGCAGAUGGCAUCCCUCAGCGGCGAGGAUGCGUCUCAGCAUUCCGAGGGGCUCUCCCUGAGCGAUCUGGAGAGCCUGCACAGCUUGCGCAGCCGCUCCGCCAGCGUCAGCAGCACAGGCUCCAGCGGCCGCCUGCAGCUCCGGCAGAGAGUAGCCCACCUCAUGGCGUGCGUGGAGGACGUCAGCUCGGACGAUGAGAUCCACGAGGAAGUGUCCCGCACCCUGGACGAAGCUUUCCUCAUCUGCGGGAAAAAGCUGAAGGAUAAGUGGCACGAGUUCAGACUACACUUAGUUACCUGGAAUGUGGGCACUGCUUCUCCACCUCCUGAUGUCACUAGUUUACUUCAGCUCAAUUCACAGGGCCCGACUAUGGAUAUGUAUGUUAUAGGCUUACAGGAGGUGAACUCAAAAAUCACGAAUUUUCUGUCUGACUUGGCAUUUGAUGAUCCGUGGAGCAUUUUUUUCAUGACUGUGUUGUCUCCCUUGGGAUACAUCAAGCUCUCCUCCGUUCGCAUGCAGGGCUUGCUGCUUCUGAUCUUUGUGAAGCACAUCCACCUCCCCUUCCUCCGGGACAUCCACACCCAGUUCACACGCACCGGCCUCUAUGGAUACUGGGGGAACAAAGGAGGAGUCAGCAUUCGCAUGUCCCUCUAUGGUCACACAGUCUGCUUCAUGAACUGCCACUUGCCAGCCCACAUGGAGAACACGGAGCAGCGACUGGAUGACUUUGAGAAAAUCCUGGAAAUGCAGUUUGAAGGAGAGAAUAUUCCAAGUACCUUGGAGCACGAUGUUCUCUUCUGGUUUGGAGAUCUGAACUUCCGGAUAGCAGACUACGGCAUCCACUUUGUCCGGGAAUCCAUCAACAACAAGCGUUACAGUCUGCUCUGGGAAAAGGACCAGUUAAAUAUGGCAAAAAAGACAGAAGCAUUUCUUAAGGAAUUCAUAGAGGGUCCUCUGCAGUUUAAGCCCACCUACAAGUUUGACCUUUACUCGGAUGUGUAUGAUACAAGAGAACAGAAGUCCCUGUUUUGGUUUAAUGAGAAGAAACGAAAGCCAGCGUGGACUGAUAGGAUUCUUUGGAGAGUGAAACAUCUCUGCCAGAAUGCAUCAAAAGAAGGCGAAUUCUCUGAAGAAGAGCAGACAAUUUUUGUUACUUUGAAUAACUACAUCAGCCACAUGAGCUAUGGCAUCAGCGACCACAAACCUGUUACAGGAACAUUCGGGCUCGAGUUGAAGCCUCUUGUCUCAGUCCCUUUGGUGGUGCUGAAUCCUGAGGGCGAGUGGAGUGCAGAACAUGACGUUAUCAUCCGCUACUCCACAGUGCCUGAAUUCCCGAGCAGCGCUUGGGACUGGAUUGGGCUCUUCAAGGUGACUUUCAGGCAUACCAAUGAUUAUGUUACUUAUGCUUGGGUAGAAGAUGAUGAAAUCUCUUCUGACAAAGACAGUAAACAAGUUUACAUGAGUGCUGCAGAAAUACCUACUAUGGGAGGAGAAUUUUUGCUGUGUUAUUAUAGCAAUAACUUGCAGUCAAUAGUUGGCAUCAGCGAGCCUUUUCGGAUUCAGCCCAGCAAAACUUCAACAGAAAAGGAUUUGGCACAGGGAGAGAACAGUUGGAUGCAGCAACCUGACAAUCUGGAAUCACGCGAUGAGUUUGAAGACAGGAAGGGCAUUUAGUGGUCCUGAUUCAGGAGUCAGAUGAUUCUUUAUGUCUUAGUGAUUGUAAGCUUUUACUCUUAGAAGAUGGAGUAAGACAGGUAGGAUUGUUCAGAAACUUUGUAAGCUCAUAGAAGAUAAUUUAUUGUGGAAACAGAUAUUUUUAUUACGGGGAGAGUAACUCUCUUGCACUGGAUGAGAACUGUAAAAAUAGCACUUAAGGAAUGCUGUAUGUUUUAAGGUGAUAGACAUUUCUAAUACAAUGAUUUAACCUAAGGAAGUUGCCAUGUUUAAUAGGUUUUUAGGCUCGUUCCCUUUUUUUGUAGAGGAUAUUUUAUUCACGAUGCAAUAUUUACUAUGCUGUAACCACUUAAUAACUGAUUUCCACAUUUUGAGUUUAAAUGAAGUUAUUUUAAAAAAAUAUUUAUUAGAUAUGGCCAGUUAGCUUGUUUUUAAAUUUUAUUUGACUUUCAAGUGUAAGCUAAUUACCUUUUGGGAAACAUGUGUGACAACAGGUCACAUGAAAACAAAAUCUUUGUGUGAAGUCUCCUUUGGUAGAUCCUUUUCUUCAUGCCUUACUGAGAACUCUUUGUAGGAUUUUCCAUUUCUGAUGUUUCCAAAUUGAAAUACAUUUAUCAAAAUGUAUUCCUGAUUUUUUUUUUUUUUUAAAUUCUUCUUUUAUAAAACAAUUAAGCAAUUUGCCUAUUGCCUUUCUCCCCCUCAUUAAAAAAAGUAAAAUAACACCAUUUUUAUACCAGUCCCUGGCUUGGAGUUGACCAGGAUCCCACAAUUUCUCAAAGAAAUGCUUUAGCAUAGGUGAGGAGCCCAUGACUGAUGAAAAAUUGGCAUCAUCUGUGCUAUAAAAAUUGUAAAUCUCUUCCAUUUAUAGCAAUCAGUCUUAAAAAUUUCUGUUUUUCUAAUGGUGCUUAGACCUUAAUAUAUCCUGUGCACUUGAGGGUGGAGAUGGAAUAAGAAACUUCAUGUACCUUUGGGAACCUGAAAGGUAGUUAGCUUCAGAAAUGGUUUCGUUCCUUGGAUGAGGAAAUGGAGAUAUUUGGAAAGGAUAGGAAGAGGCACCAACAUUCCACAGAGUGUGAGACUGCAGUGCUGGAAAAGAGCACUGGUGAGUCUCCUGUGUUACAGAUCCAAAGCUUCCAGCUACCUACCACGUGUGGUAAGUAGAGUUAGUCACUAAUCACUGUCCUGGUGGUUAGGGGUGGAAAAGAACAAAUUUGGUUCAAGUGGAACAGCAAAGGAUGUUGGUGUGUUUAUGCUGGAAUGCUGCUUCAGAAAGGAAUCAAUUCCUUUUUGCUCUUUUUCUCAAAGCCUUAUUUUUUUUCAGGGUUGUUUUUGAGAUAGGAAGUUAGCACCUUGAUGAGGAUGGUUGUUUUGCAGUUACUUGCUUGUAUCAUUCACUGUAUAAAAUCUUCUGAGGGCCAGGUGUCUUUGUAUGCUGAGGAAGCUCUAAUAGGUUAUCUGCUUAGGUAGUUGCAGUGGGGUUUAGGAACACUUGGCCUCUGUAGGUUUUAGACAUGCUCAGCUUAAAGCUUAGUGUUGGGAACUACUCCCUGUCAUGAGUAGCAGGUUCAGAGGAUACUUGUGUUCAUUGUGUGGAUUAACACUGCCUUGAGGUUUACAGUUUGUACAUUCCUGUUACACUUUGGAACCAUAUUAGAAACAGUUUUCACAUUUGUACCGGUCUGCCAACAGUUUGUUUUGCACUGAAUCUUUCAGGUGUGUGACUUCUCAUGGCAAUUAGGGCAUCAGACAAAUCCCUGUCGAACUGCAAUAAGCAGUUCUCGAGUUGUCCUCUGUUCCUGAUUUCACUUGUGUAACCAUUACCGUACUCCACACAAGGAGAUUCUGUGGAGAGCCCAAAGAACAGUGGUCUGUGAAUUGCAGACCACAGCUGGUGAUUUAUUGUGGACCAAGAUCCAGUUUCUUCCAAGCAGGGUGUGUGUGGUGUUCAGGAGCGGCGCAGAGGGGGAGCCACGCGGCCGCUCUGCUGGGGCGAGACACUCGAGAGCCUUCCUGUUGUGUGGGAGCUGAUAAACCCUCUGUCACUGGACACAGGAGCUGCAUUUUGUAAACUAAUCCUUUGAACCACAGGACUUCACUGCAAAUGCCCACGGCAGCUGGGGUUGGGACUGCUUGUUAGUAGGAUGCUGCACAGAACUGUACUUCUUUCUUCAGUAUUAUGCACACAGAGGCACUUUUGUUUACUACUGUUACCUAUGGUAGCUUUUCAAACUAUUCCAUGACCUGUAAUGAUGCAAUUUCUGAUGAAAUUUAUCUUUCUUAAAACACCUUUAAUUGGAUGUUAUAAUCACUGGAAAUGUUUUUAUACUCGUGUGUUUUCUUCUCCUGUACCUCUGAAAUAAAUCCUGGCAGUGAAGUGUUGAA